UAGCGGGUGGGGCCGGAAGUGCUGCUCCCGGGUGGGGGCUGUUCAUGGCGGUUUCGGGGUCUCCAACAGCUUCUCAAGUUGAAGUCCAAAAGACUCCCGAGGCGGGGUCUGCGGAGUUUGAGGUUUUUGCUGGUGUGAAAUGACUGAGUACAAACUGGUGGUGGUUGGAGCAGGUGGUGUUGGGAAAAGUGCUUUGACAAUCCAGCUUAUCCAGAACCAUUUUGUGGAUGAAUAUGAUCCCACCAUAGAGGAUUCCUACCGAAAACAAGUGGUGAUUGACGGUGAGACCUGUCUGCUGGACAUACUGGACACAGCUGGACAAGAGGAGUACAGUGCCAUGAGAGACCAGUACAUGAGGACAGGCGAAGGCUUCCUCUGUGUAUUUGCCAUCAAUAAUAGCAAGUCAUUUGCAGAUAUUAACCUCUACAGAGAGCAAAUUAAGCGAGUGAAAGACUCUGAUGAUGUCCCCAUGGUGCUGGUAGGGAACAAGUGUGACUUGCCAACAAGGACCGUUGACACAAAGCAAGCCCACGAGCUGGCCAAGAGUUACGGAAUUCCAUUCAUUGAAACCUCAGCCAAGACCCGCCAGGGUGUGGAAGAUGCCUUUUAUACACUCGUAAGGGAGAUACGCCAGUACCGAAUGAAAAAGCUCAACAGCAGUGAUGACGGCACUCAAGGUUGUAUGGGACUGCCCUGUGUGGUGAUGUAGUAAGACCCUUUGAAAGUUCUGUCAUCAGAAAAGAGCCACUUUGAAGCUGCACUGAUGCCCUGGUUCUGACAUCCCUGGAGGAGACAUGUUCCUGCUGCUCUCUGCAUCUCAGAGAAGCUCCUGCUUCCUGCUUCCUGCUUCCCCGACUCAGUUACUGAGCACAGCCAUCUAACCUGAAACCUCUUCAGAAUAACUACCUCCUCACUCGGCUGUCUGACCAGAGAAAUGGACCUGUUUCUCCCCAGUAAUUCUCUACCCUGGGUUUCCCCUAGAAACAAACACACCUGCCAGCUGACUUUGUCCUCUGAAAAGCAGUUUACAUUGAUGCAGAAUACCAAACUAUAGACAUGCAAUUCUAUUGACAACAGUUUCUUAAGCUCUUAAGGUAACAACUGCUGGUGACUUCCCCCUGCCCCCAACUGUUGAACUUGGCCUUGGGGGAAAAUGUCAUAAAUUACUCUUUCCAAGAAUAUAGUUAAUGUUGCUGAUUGAUUGAUUCGUAAUGUGAUCAGCUAUAUUCUAUAAACUGGCAUCUGCUCUGUAUUCGUAAAUGCAAACAUGAAUACUCUCAACUGCAUGUAUUUAAAUCCAACAUUCACAACAAAGUGCCUUUUUCUGAAAAGUGCUCUGUAGGCUUCCAUUACAAAAUUCCAGUUUGUAAUUGGAAUAGGUAUUUCAAGAACUAUUGUAUAGGAAAGUGACUGUGAGCCAUCUACCUUUGAGGGAAAGGUAUCUCUAGCUGAUGGCAGAUGCUUGGUGUAUGCACAUGAAGAUAGUUUCCCUGUUUGGGGUUCUCCAGGAGAAAGAUGGAACUGAAACAAUUAUGAGUAAUUUCAUUUAAUUCUAGCUAAUCUUUUUUUUUUUGGUAGGUUACCACCUAUAAAUAUUUGUAAUUUCUUCUAGCUUACUGAUAAUUAAUAAUCAAUGAGCUUCCAUUAUAAUAAAUUGGCUCAUACCAGGAGGCCCUCCAUUUAUUGUUAGAUACUGUAAAAAUUGGCAUGUUAUUACUUUAUAGCUGUGAUUAAUGAUUCUUCAAACCUAAAAUAUAGUUAUUAGCAGGUGGGUUGUAUCUUUGCUGCAUAGUUUCUUCAUGGAAUAUAUAUAUGGAGAGAGAGGGGAGUGGCCUCAGUUCCCUUCUCAGCAUCCCUCUCCUCAGCCUAGAGCAGUUCAAGCAUCCUACGGGGGCUUGAAUAGUUAUCUCAGUUGAAUAAACUAUGGUGCUAAUGGACCAGGUCAUGGUUUCAAAACUUGAACAAGCCAUUUAGCAUCACAGAGAAAACAGUUCAUCUAUAUUUGCUCCCUGCCUAUUACUCAUGCUUCUAGACUUUUGCCUGAUGCCUGCUGUUAGUGCUAUAAGGAUAAAACUUAGUGUCUUCUAUACCAGGACUGGAGAUUCCUGGUGAGCUGUGGGGUAAACCUAGAUAUCGUUACAAUUUCAGACCCUUCUUUUUAGCUGCAUGGAAACGGAAGCAAGAGUUCAUACCUCCGUCUCUCCCCUCAGUAGGGUAAUGUUCUUUAAUCUGUAUAGCUUUUUAAAAGUGUUUAAAACAUGUCUAUAAGUUAGGCUGCCAACUAACAAAAGCUGAUGUGUUUGUUCAAAUAAAGAGGUAUCCUUUGCUACUUGAGAAAAGAAUGUAAAAUGCCAUUAAUUGUUGUCAUGUAGAGGCUUGGUAUUUGUGGUAAUGCCCUGAUAACUCAUUGGUGGAUUUUGUUUGUCAUGUGAUACUUAAGAUAUAACUUAGCUCAGUAAUUCUAAUGAAAACGUAAGUUGAAUACCUUGAUUGAAAAAAGCAAACCUAAUUCCAAAAUAGCCAUUUUGUCUUCUGAUCUUGUAAUACUUAAAAUCUAAGAUCCUUGGGAUUCUUUUGUUUAUAACAGGAUCUUGCUGUGUAGUCCUGGCUGGUCUCAAACUCACAACACUCUUCCUGGACCAAUCUCCCAAGUGCUGAUCACACACCUGGCUGAUCUAGUUUCCAAUGAAUUUUCAUUGUUAUGCAAAUUCCCCCAUCAUCUUGGAACUAACAAAAGAGGGAAAACUGGAGCAGUGCUAAGGCAGGAAUCUGUCACCUGGGGUUUGCAUUCCUAAGCAAACUGCUGCCCUUUACAGCGUGGCUCCAUCUUCUUGCAGCUGCUGAACCAGCACUCGGUCUUGUUCUGUUUUACUGUGUCUGUCUGUAUGUAUGGGGGUCCCUACAAAGUUCAUUAAACUCCAGUUAAGGAGAAAGUUACUCCCCUUGGCCCUUUCGACCAUAGAGUGUGUGUGUGUGUGUGUGUGUGUGUGUGUGUGUGUGUGUGUGUGUGUGAGUGUGUGAGUGUGUGAGUAUGUAUGUCUAUAGUUGGUCUCCAGUAUGUUCUAAAAGUUACUCCCCUUGGCCCUUUCGACCAUAUCGUUCGUGUGUGUGUGUGUGUGUGUGUGUGUGUGUGUGUGUGUGUGUGUGUGUGUAUGUGUGUGUAUGUGUAGUUGGUCUCUAGUAUGCUCCAGUCUGUUCUAGACAAACAAAUGGAGCCAAUUCAGGCUUCAGAUGUCCUUACUAGCAUAUAUUCCCACAAGGUGUGGGUUUUGGCACAACAGUGACAAAUUUAAAAGCCAAGUAAGUCCAGUUGGUGUGGUAUCAAAGUGUUUUUAGAGAGAGUAAUUAGUGAAGAUCUGGUUUACCUCAAAGUUUCAAAGCCUCUCUUCCUGAACUUAAGUGCCUGACCCGCUGUCACAAAUUAACAUGUUCCUGUAAGGCAGUUAGUUGAAACUUUGUUCACACAUUGGAGAGUAUGAAAAUGAGGUGUUCUAAGAGCUCUGAUACUGAAUCUGUGUAAACCUGUUAAAUGCUGUUUGUUCCAGGACUUGAGUGUGUGAGUUGGUAACUUAGUACUUGUUUACCAGUUCCAUAGGAGCGCUAUGUGUACAGUGAAGGAGGGUUUGUUGUAGCUGGCCACCUGUAGAAUCAGCCUUUAAACUGCUGUGAACUUUGUCAUGACUUGAACAUGAAGAUAGACAAAAACUCUCUGAAGACAAAUGUUUGUUUUCCCCAUUACAGAAUGAGCUUGGUUUUGUUUUAUCAUUGUAUUUAGUCGUAAACUCUCAAGCUGGCAGCUACAACCAAGGAUCAGAAGGUGUGUUCCACCGGGUAGGAUCAGCUCUGCUCAUUAUGAGAAGCAGAGGUAAUAGUGGAAAACAUUUUGCCUGGGUGGUUCCUAUUUAAAAGAGAGAGGUGAUAAUUCUUGAACAUUAGUUUUUAUUUUGCUAUUUCUUUAAGCUGUCUGAUGUGCCACAAAAUUGUUUUAAGGUAUUUGUGUUUUAAGAGUGUUCUCAUGAGAUUAGUUGUAGAUACUUUAAAAAAUACAACUGGUUUUUAAAAAUCUGAGUAUUGCUCUAAGCAAAGGUUUAAACUCUGGAGAGAAGGGAAGGUGGAUGGAAGUUAUUUGGCUUUUGUAUUUCCGUGCUGUCAAAUAUAGGUCAGAAUGUCAACUGUGCAAUCCUGCUGUUUAAAGAACUAUUGGCCUCUGGGGCUCUCAUAAAGGGGCUGAUAUUUUAAGUUGACUGUUUUAUUGUAAAUUAAUCCAUUUUAAUUUUUAAAGACUUGAUUGACUGUAUUCCUUGUUAAAUAAUUUUGAAAAAUAAAAAACUGGAAAUUCUUUGCUUAA
Apodemus sylvaticus (European woodmouse) is the source of this 4348-nucleotide messenger RNA. It is a transcript of the gene Nras, whose product is annotated as NRAS proto-oncogene, GTPase. The transcript is spliced from 7 exons. Gene Ontology annotation, cellular component: plasma membrane. Gene Ontology annotation, molecular function: GTP binding; GTPase activity; GDP binding. NCBI's taxonomy places the organism in Eukaryota, Metazoa, Chordata, Mammalia, Rodentia, Muridae. The record is from RefSeq and is a predicted model, not a curated record. Gene Ontology annotation, biological process: Ras protein signal transduction. The coding region runs from base 140 to 709 and encodes 189 amino acids.